CCGGAACAACCUUCUUCACGCACGUCAGUUUACCGGCGUCUGCAUCAAAGCGGGGCAGACACAGCGGAGAAUUUUUCGUGAUUAACGGUUUAAAAACAAACGAACAAAAAACAAAGAUGUUGUCGUUGGGCGGGUUCUCGGUGGCUCUCGCGCUCGCUCUGUUUCCCGGUUCCGGUGACGCACUGAAAGAGGGAGAUUGUGAAGUGUGUACGGCCUUCCUCGGGAAGUUCUACCAGUCGCUAGAGGGAAACAACGUAAAGUUCAACAGCGCCGACAUCGAGCAGGCCAUCGUAAAGACGUGCAAAGACGCCAAAGGGAAAGAAAACCGCUUCUGCUACUACAUCGGGGCGACGAGCGACGCCGCCACCAAGAUGAUCAACGAGGUGUCCAAGCCCCUCAGCCACCACGUUCCUGUCGAGAAGAUCUGUGAGAAGCUCAAGAAGAAGGACAGUCAGAUCUGUGAGCUUAAAUACGACAAACAGCUGGACCUGACCACCGUGGACCUGAAGAAGCUGAAGGUGAAGGACCUCAAGAAGAUCUUGGAGGAGUGGGGCGAGUCCUGCAAAGGCUGCGCCGAAAAGUCCGACUUCAUCCGCAAGAUCACGGAGCUCAUGCCCAAGUACGCCCCCGCGGCCGCCAAAGCACGGACAGACCUGUGAGCGGAGAGCGAAGGCAAGACUUUGGACUCGGACCAGAUCGCUGAGGAGGAGGAGGAGGAAGAGUCUGUGCUCGGGCAUCUGGUAAUCCUUACCUUCCUCACAAGUAUAGAUAUUGGUCCUUCACUAUACUCUCAAAUCAAGUGUCAAGUUUGUUAGCGGCGAGCAGCUGGAAGUCAAAGUGACCGCUUACUAUUCCACAAGCCCGCCUGUCUCCACUUCGCUUUCCUGUAACGCCGACCCACUUUUUUUGGAAAAGUGGGCAUGUUUUGAAGAUUAUUCCCCUCCCGAUUUCACCCUGUUUUUUAUUUUUUGCCAACGCCCCUUUGAGGAGGACGUGUGCACGUUGUUCAGAUGAUGCUUAAAGGAGAAAGUCUCAAAUUCUCAAGUCUCAAAUGAUGUGAUUCCUGCUGUCCGGCAAUGUCUUCACAAUAAUAACUACUUUUUUGUGUCUGCGCGUUGUAUAAACCUAGACUUGAAGUAAAAUAAUGAAUGAGUUCAGAUCUUCUACAUCAGUCUUUUUUUGUUUGACUCUGUAGUUAACAAUCGAGAGUGAAAAAUGAAUCAACUAUAUUUUAAAAACAACUUUUUGUUUUCUGUUCCUCAUUCAAACAUAUUGUGAACACUUUGUUCACGCGUCACAUUAGGAAGCGUCCUGGUGGAUCCAAUCACAACAUCAAUCAGGAUAUUUUAUGAGUAUUUGUCUUUGACACGGGACACUGCUGGCAAAGUAUAAUAUACACAUUAUAAUGCUCAUUUCUUGAGGAUUUAUUGUCUCUAAUAGUUUUUUUUGGGGAGGGUUGAUCUGAAUUUCGGAUGAUAAAGUGUUUGUAUCCGCCUGCCGAUCACAUGCAGCGUCAUCCAAUUGGGAAUCAGAUCCUAGGAUUGUUUAGAAUUUACAGUAAAAAGAAAUCUGGGCCUUUAACUUACAUUUAAGGUGGUUGAAUUUUGCUUGUUCCUGAACAUGCAGGAAAAUAACCAAAUAUAUAUUUUCUUCCACGUGUUGCAGUGACUAAUGUCAUCACACGCACACAGACACACACCUGUUGUGUAAGUCAGAAGGGAGGAUCUAUAUUUGAUUGUGUGAUGGAAUGGUUUGUAUCGACUUGAACUUAAAAUCUGCUGUUUGUUUCACAUUGACUUUUUCUUCACGUCAUUUGUUACAACUGUACUAUUCUACUUUUUCAAUAAAAAAUAUGAAAAGGCC
Pungitius pungitius (ninespine stickleback) is the source of this 1863-nucleotide messenger RNA. It is a transcript of the gene manf, whose product is annotated as mesencephalic astrocyte-derived neurotrophic factor. Gene Ontology annotation, cellular component: endoplasmic reticulum. Gene Ontology annotation, biological process: dopaminergic neuron differentiation; neuron projection development. Lineage: Eukaryota; Metazoa; Chordata; Actinopteri; Perciformes; Gasterosteidae. The transcript has 4 exons. The record is from RefSeq and is a predicted model, not a curated record. Bases 117 to 659 code for a protein of 180 amino acids.